Messenger RNA from Pseudophryne corroboree (corroboree frog), 3267 nucleotides. It is a transcript of the gene MFSD8, whose product is annotated as major facilitator superfamily domain containing 8. The transcript has 13 exons. Bases 365 to 1912 code for a protein of 515 amino acids. Gene Ontology annotation, molecular function: transmembrane transporter activity. The record is from RefSeq and is a predicted model, not a curated record. NCBI's taxonomy places the organism in Eukaryota, Metazoa, Chordata, Amphibia, Anura, Myobatrachidae. Gene Ontology annotation, biological process: transmembrane transport. Gene Ontology annotation, cellular component: lysosomal membrane.
UCCUGACUGCUGCAUUGGUCAUAGGCGAGCAGUGACUGGCAUCUCUGGAGACACCAGGAUCUGGCUAAGUGGAGACUGGGCGCAGAGGUUCUCAUGUGACAUGAAUGAAAUGUGCACUGUAAUGUGUAUCAAUGCAUGUAGUAUUAAUUCAUGCCUCUUCUACGUACCCCGGCCCAUUCAUUGUAGAGUGUUAUUUACUGUGUCAAGAAUUGGGUAGUCGUUUUUUGCCCACAGAUAAGAUGGCGCGAAAGGGCGGAAGCCUGCGUUAUCAUGUGACCCAACAAAUUUGCCACUGAUCCAGGAAAAUAUUAUCCGCACAGAUACGUUUUACAUGGUGUGAAUAAGCCCAUAUAUUGCCAGCACCAUGGCAUCGCUGAGUGAAGAGGAUGAGCACUCGCCACUCUUGGGAUCUUCAGAUGCUGGAUUGGUUGUGGAAACAGAACAGCAGCAUAAAAGCCGAUGGUGGUCAGUCCGAGUCAUGUACCUGACAAUGUUCCUCAGCAGCGUAGGGUUUUCAAUUGUGGUGACAUCUAUUUGGCCAUAUCUUCAAAAGAUUGACCCAAGUGCUGAUGCAGGCUUCCUUGGCUGGGUUAUAGCUUCCUACAGUUUGGGCCAGAUGGUUGCUUCGCCCUUGUUUGGCUUGUGGUCCAAUCACAGACCAAGAAGAGAACCUCUCAUUGUCUCCAUAUCCAUACUGGUGGCUGCCAGCUUCUUAUAUGCCUAUGUGCAUGUGCCCGCUGCACACAACAAGUAUUAUAUGCUCAUUGCCCGAGCAUUAGUUGGCUUUGGAUCAGGAAAUGUUGCAGUUGUACGUUCGUAUGUCGCUGGUGCUACUUCGCUAUCAGAGAGGACAAGUGCAAUGGCAAAUAUUAGUGCUUUCCAAGCUCUAGGAUUUAUCCUGGGCCCUGCUUUCCAGGCCGCCUUUACUUUGAUUGGUGAGAGGGGUGUGACCUUUGAAGCCAUUGACCUUCAGUUGAACAUGUACACUGUGCCAUCCCUCAUGGGUGCUCUCCUUGGCAUUGUGAAUAUAAUUCUGAUCUUUGCAAUAUUCAGAGAACAUAAAGUGGAUGACCUGGGGAGGCACAUGGGAAGUAUUAACUAUGAUUCUGAAGUCACAAAUACAGAAAAAGAUAAUGAUGAGCCGGUUGACCAGAUUGCUGUUGUCUCCUCAAAUGUCCUCUUCUUCGUCAUUUUGUUUGUAUUUGCUCUUUUUGAAACGAUUGCCACACCAUUAACAAUGGACAUGUAUGCAUGGACCAGAUCCCAGGCUGUGCUCUACAAUGGAAUUAUCUUGGCUGCGAUUGGUUUUGAGUCAGUGGCAGUAUUCAUUGCAGUGAAAAUUCUUUCCAAGAAGACUGGAGAGCGUAUUCUGCUCCUUGGCGGUCUGGCUACUAUUUGGGUUGGGUUCUUUAUAUUAUUACCUUGGGGACAUCAGUACCCCAAAAUCCAGUGGGCAGACAUCCAGAACACAACCAUUCAUAACUCAAGUUACUGGGGUUCAAGCCUCACGUCUGCCAAGAAUGACACAAUAGAGCAGACAGGAUGUCCUGCGACGCAGUCCUGGUGCUUCUAUACACCAGUCAUCCACCUGUCUCAGUACCUCACAUCUGAUAUAUUGAUUGGGAUAGGAUAUCCAGUCUGCAAUGUCAUGUCUUACACUUUGUACUCAAAACUCUUAGGCCCAAAACCACAGGGCCUAUAUAUGGGCUGGUUAACUGCUGCUGGCAGUGCAGCCCGAACACUAGGACCUGUAUUCGUCAGUGAGACCUAUACACACCUGGGACCAAGGUGGACCUUUAGCAUUGUUUGUGGAAUUGUGGCAGUUUCUCUACUACAUUUGUUAGCUGUUUAUAAACGACUUAUUGCUUUUUCUGUUCGACAUGGGAGAAUAAUCCAAACCACAAACACAUGAAAGACUGAGGAGACGCUGAACUGGAGUUCAUGACUAUCUAAAACCAAAAGUAAUUUGUGGUACAAAUUUCCAACACUGGAUUCAUCUGCUGCUAUGAAAGGUUACUCCUUUCACUGUGGGCUUAGGGUUAUCCAUCUUAUAAUUAGGUAGGUGUGGUGAGGCUGAGCACAUCAUGUAAGGUAUAUGGUCUUUGGUCAUACAUAAAUAAUUGGGUAUCCGGUCUUUAGGUCGACAGCACUUAGGUUGAACACUAUUGGUCGACAUGGUAAAGGUUGACAUGCGUUUUUCAUUUUUUAAGCUGUGCCGAGCGCAGCGGUAGGGGAGCGAUGCACUAAUUGGGGUUCCUGGUCACUUUACGAAGAACACGACACCAAAAAAAAAAAAAUAGGGUUUUGGUACUUACCAGAUAAAUCCUUUUCUUUGAAUCCACAGGGGGCACUGGAGUACUCUUGGGAUAUGGAUGGGGCAUAGCCGGGAUAUGCACAUUUAAAUAUUUAAAUUAGUAACUCUCCAACCCCUCCAUACUCCCAUAGAUACUUCAGUAUUUUUACUGAGCCAAACAGGAGCGAUAGAGAGGAUGAACAAUAGAGAAUUACAUAUAACAUUAAAACAUAACGGACAAUACUAAAGUUGACACAUAACGUAACUGACAACUAAACAGUUGGCACAAUAAUAGAUAUCAUCGUAACAUCUUAACAAUCGGUGAGAAUGUGUUACCAUAAGAUCCACUGUACUUACCACAAGACAGGUAAACUGCUCUGGGUGGGCGUCCAUUGCCCCCUGCAGAUUCAAAGAAAAGGAUUUAUCUGGGAAGUACCAAAAUCCUGUUUUCUUUUACAUCCACUAGGGGUCACUGGAGUACUCUUGGGACGUACCAAAGUUUCCCCCUUGGGCGGGAGAGUUGUUUGGCACCUGUAACACUAGACAGCCAAAGCUAGAUGCUGAUGCUGUAAACAUAUCAAACUUGUAAAAGCGCACAAACGUGUGCACUGAUGACCAUGUAGCAGCCAGUCAAAGUUGCGUCGUAGAAGCUCCACGACCUGCUGCCCAUGAAGUUCCCACAGAACGUGUGGAAUGAGCUGAAACUGCUGUAGGCGGUUGUAGCCUAGCAUGAAGGUAAGCCUGACGUAUGGUCAGCUUAAUCCAUCUGGACAAAGUCUGCUUGGAAGCUGGCCAAGCCAUCUUGACUGCAUCAUAGAGAACAAACAAGGUAUCUGUUUUACGUAUAGUUGAUGUUCGGGCUACAUAAACGCGUAGUGCGUGUACCACAUCCAAAGUAGCUUAAGUUCCUGAGCCUUCUGAUAACACAGGAACUACGAUUGGUUGAUUGAUGUGACAAAAAAUACGAUUUUACU